Ricinus communis (castor bean) is the source of this 354-nucleotide messenger RNA. RefSeq names its product protein RALF-like 33. NCBI's taxonomy places the organism in Eukaryota, Viridiplantae, Streptophyta, Magnoliopsida, Malpighiales, Euphorbiaceae. Bases 1 to 354 code for a protein of 117 amino acids. The record is from RefSeq and is a predicted model, not a curated record. The transcript has a single exon.
AUGGGAAUUUCAAAUUGCCACGGUCUUCUACUGAUUAGUGCAAUCUUAGCCGUACACGUGGCUGUAUCAUCGUCGACAAAAUCACCCGUUGAUUUUCUUCCCAUGGAAUCGGGUGGUUGCCGUGGAUCAAUCGCCGAGUGCUUGAUGUCUGGUGAGGAUGAUUUGGAGUUCGCCAUGGACACUGAGAUCAACCGACGCAUUCUAGCGACGAACAAGUAUAUUAGCUAUGGUGCGUUGAGGAGGAACACUGUGCCUUGCUCUAGACGUGGCGCAUCGUAUUAUAAUUGCCGACCUGGAGCUCAGGCUAAUCCUUACUCUCGCGGAUGCAAUCGCAUUACUCGCUGCAGGAAUUGA